UUGUACAGUUUCAAGUCCACCGUUCCUCAUAUAAUGGGGGCGCAAAGGCGAGCUCCAUCUUAUUCUAUGUACAAAAGAGACUUAAGAGGGAGCUUGUCUACAACUCCCAAAGAUUCCAACUCUGCUUCACUUCCAUGACCAUUUUGUUCUUGUCUCCCAACUCUUCUUCUCCUCUUUUUGUCACUUCUUUUCCUAAAAUAUCCCAAACUUUAUUGGUUUUUGUGAAAACAAACACUCAUACCUACUUGAGCCCGAGCUUGCAGCAAUUAUUCCAUCCCCAUAUUCCUUUUUUCCUCCCUCCAAUGGCCAAGGAGAGGAGCUCAAGGAAACCCAAACAAGCUCCAGAGAAAGAAAACAAAGAUCAUCAUCAGCAACAGCAGCAGCUGCUUCACAACAAGCAACAGAAAUGGACCCUUGUCAGGACCCUGUUGGGAUGCAACCACCAACCCAUUGAAGAAGCCACUGGCAAGUGCAAGAAGAUGAAGCCCACAGCAACUCCUGAAGUCCACAGGAGGAGGCCUUCCUCAAGUUCACUGUCUUCCUCAAGCAGAUCCCUCAGGGCUCCACAUCCUCUGAAUGAGCCUAACUCACUGUCUUCUUCUAACUCAUUCUCUGCAUACUCUUCCAGGAGCUCUUCCUCCAUCAACGGUGGGUCUGGGUCCUCUAGAGGGAUGACAGGGCUGAGGAGGCUCUCUGGGUGUUAUGAGUGCAGAAUGGUUGUUGACCCCAUUCCGAUUGGGGUCUCGAGAGAGCCUUCCCCGACGUCCACCAUCUGUGCUUGUCCCGAGUGCGGUGAAAUCUUCACGAAGCCUGAGACGAUGGAACUUCAUCUUUCUGUGACACAUGCAGUAUCAGAGCUGGGGCCCGAGGACACAAGCAAGAACAUAGUGGAGAUCAUAUUCCAGUCGAGCUGGCUCAAGAAGCAGGGCCCUGCCCCGAUCAUCGACCGGGUCCUCAAGGUCCACAACACCCCCAAGACCAUAUCCAAGUUUGAGGACUACAGAGAUUCGAUCAAGUCCAAGUCCACCAAGAAGAACCCGAGAUGCUCUGCGGAUGGGAACGAGCUCCUCCGCUUCCACUCUACUAUGCUUUCGUGCUCCCUCGGACUCAACGGCUCCACAAGCCUCUGCAACUCGAGCCCUCUGUGCACUGUUUGCGAGAUUAUCAGGAACGGGUUCAAGCUUCAAAACAGGGAAUGUGGGAGCAAGAAUGGGAUCUUGACGACUGCAACGAGCGGGAGAGCCCACGAUAGGGCUGAAGAAACGUUAAACACCGAAGGGAAGAAGAAGCUGAGAGCAAUGAUGGUGUGUAGAGUCAUUGCAGGGAGGGUGAAGAGGAAUAACAACGUUAUUGAAGGACAAGAGAUUGAAGAUCAGUAUGAUUCUGUUGGGGGAGGAUCUGAUAAUACUGUUGGGCUGUUCUCCAGUUUGGAUGAGUUGUUUGUAUUCAAUCCAAGGGCAAUUCUGCCCUGCUUUGUUGUAAUCUAUCAUAGUUUAUAGCUUCUUUUUUUGUUUUUUUGUUUUUGUUUUUGGUGAAUAUUGUUAUUAGUUACUGUUGGGUUUGAGGUUUUUCCUUUAAAUGGAAGAGUAUAUUGCUUGUGAAGAUUUUUA
This is a messenger RNA of Punica granatum (pomegranate), 1610 nucleotides long. NCBI's taxonomy places the organism in Eukaryota, Viridiplantae, Streptophyta, Magnoliopsida, Myrtales, Lythraceae. The record is from RefSeq and is a predicted model, not a curated record.